UAGGCAUUUGAUGCAAAGUAUGAAAGUAUUUGCCACGCGGUUCAUUCAGAUCAUCUUAUAAUGAUACGUCAAUUUGCCCUCGUCAAGCUUAAUACGGAUCGUUUCGCAGAGCUAAUCGGGUGUCUUACAUUGAACUGGUCGCAAUACGGAAAUUCACCGUAAAAUCAUAAAUUAUAUACGUAUAGUACGUCAGUAUUGACGCAACGGAAGAAUUUUCACAAGUGAUGUAGAUUGCAUACAGAAUGAAUCUGUCUGAAUAAAUUAUCUGAGAUCUAUCAGAGACGACCUUGACGCAGAGGACACUUUCGGAGGAAAAAGGUCACGCGAAUAUCAACUCCAAUUACGCCUUGGCCUAUUCUGUCGGUGCGGAAAAAUGGCGCAAGUUCUUAGGGGUAGGGUCGGUGUGUUUACGACAAAGUAUUUUCAAACGAUCAUACCGAAAGUUGAACUCCCAACAAAAUAUCAUCGAUCAUGUUUUCACACCAGCUGGAUUCUCGAUGUAAAAGGACGAGAACUCCUUAUGCCGUCCCUGUCACCAACCAUGGAACAAGGUACAUUGAUCAAAUGGUUGAAAAAAGAGGGAGAUGACAUUGAUCCUGGCGAUGCUGUUGCCGAUAUUCAAACCGAUAAGGCAGUGAUGACGAUGGAAAUGGACGACGAAGCCAUUCUAGCAAAAAUAAUCGUACCAGAAGGAACCAAAGACGUGAAAGUUGGCACAUUGAUCGCUUUGACGGUGGAUAAAGGUGAAGAUUGGAAGGCAGUGGAAGUGCCAGGAGGAUCUACUGCUGGAGCACCUUCAGUUUCGUCUAUGACUUCGGACCCUUCUGUUCCACCUCCAUCAGCUCCAUCUGCGUCACAGCCAAUACCAGACGGACAACAUGACUUGACGAUGCCCGCUUUAUCUCCAACAAUGACAACAGGAGUAUUGGUAAAGUGGCUCAAAAAGGAAGGUGACACUAUUGAGCCAGGUGAUGCUAUCGCUGAUAUACAGACUGACAAAGCUAUCAUGACUUUUGAACUCGAAGACGAGUUAGUACUGGCUAAAAUAAUUGUACCUGAAGGAUCUCAAGUUGAAGUUGGCCAGCUUAUUGCUUUGACCAUGGAUAAGGGUUCUGAUUGGACUAAGGCCGUUAUUCCCGCCACUACUCCGGUUGCGAAUGUUUCGAAACCUGCUCCUUCUGCACCAUCUCAAUUACUCAAACCAGCACCAACUUCGCGUAGUGCACUUCCACCACCAAGCGGGCAGGUCUAUGGUUUGGCUGUCAAGAGGUUACUUGAAGAGUAUGAUUUGAGUUCUGGUUCAAUAAAAGGAACUGGCCGACCUAAUCGUCUUUUGAAAAGCGAUGUUCUUGCUCAUAUUCAAGCCCAUGGUCUGCAAAAAGUAGCCCCAAAAAUCGUAGCUGGGCCACAAUCUCCUGCAGCAUCGAAAUCAAGCAGUUCAAGUGCAAUCGGAAAUACUAGUGAAAGACCAUCUGGAUUGGGGAAAAAUAUCCCGUCUACUUACAAGGAUGUUCCUGUCAGCAAUAUUAGGGCAGUCAUUGCAAAAAGACUUGCAGAAUCUAAAAGAAACAUCCCACAUUCUUACCAAUUCAUGGAUAUGAGAAUAGACAAACUGAACGAAAUUCGAGAAAAGUUGAAGGCGGAAAAUGUCAAAGUAUCCGUGAACGAUUUCAUCACUAAAGCUGUUGCUCACGCACUCCUGGAAUGUCCAGCUGUUAAUACGUUAUAUCAGAAUGGACAGAUUAUUCAAAUGCAAAAAGUGGAUAUUUCGUUCGCAGUUUCUAUUCCAACUGGCCUUAUAACACCAAUUAUAUUUGAUGUUCCAUCAAAAGGUUUGAUAGAUAUUACUGCUAGUAUUAAAGAGCUUGCUGGUCGAGCUCGUGACGGAAAACUUCAGCCGCAUGAAUUUCAAGGUGGAACGUUUACAAUAUCCAACCUUGGUAUGUUUGGCAUUAAAGAAUUUUCUGCCAUAAUAAAUCCCCCCCAAACAGCUAUUUUAGCUGUGGGCACUGGAAGGCAGGAAUUAGAUUCUAAUUUUAACACCAUCACACGAAUGACGACGACACUAUCAUAUGAUAGGCGAGCAAUCGACGAUGAUCAGGCAGCUGAUUUUCUAGCUGUUUUAAGAGCCAUGCUUGAAGAUCCAACUUUCUUGGCUGUCGGGCGGGCUCAAGCAUAUAGGCAUAAACGACUAUGAUUCUACCCGUUCCAUACUCAUGGAAGAAACUCGGAAAAUUUCCCAAUUUUCGUAAGUUAGAAAAAUUGUACAGAAUAUUUAUUUAAAGAUGGAUCUGCACCUGUGUGAAUGCAUAGGACUAAGGUGUAUUAAGAGCUUGAACUUCAAAGACAAUGUUUGUUUCUAAUAAGAUGUAAGAACAGGCUUCAUUCAAACAGAUUGUGAUACUUGAAGAGUAACUUGACUUAGUUAUAGCUCAUACCUCGUUUACAUUUUAAAUGAAAUCAGGAAUCUUGUUCACAAAAUAAUGUUACAAUUCAAUACAGAUUUAUUCAUGCGGUUUAUAGUUGAAUUACGGCCAUGAUGUUACAAGUCAAGCUCAGGCAAUGAAUAUAACGAAUUAUUACAGAAGUUUGUAAAGCUGUUUAGAACUCAGGGUGUACAAUAGGAUUCAGCACACAGAAUUUCCAUGAAAAUAUUUAUUGUACUUUUUUAGUUACUAUUAACUACACGUUACUGUAUAGCCAUGUAGUUUCAAUAUAAUAUUCUGUAUAUUUUUAGUGAUUUGCCAAUAAUACAGGACUUUGUUCGGUCUGCAUAUGAUGUAUUGUACAUACAUAUUAUUUCGAUUUCUAAGUAUUUCAAGAAAUUUAUUUUUUAGCCUUACAAUCGUUAGAUCAACAUUACUUCGGUUCAUAAUUUAUUUAUUUAUUUAUUACGGACAUUAUUCUUACAAUUCGGGAUAACCGCAUAUAAAAACUCUCAAUUAAAAAAUCUGUAAUAAAGAUACACUUUUUAUUUCCAUAGCAGUUUUUCAUGAAUUUAUUUUAUCGUUUGAUUCCUUUUUUUAUUUGAACGUUUGAGCCAGAUGAAUGCAAAUUCAACUGUUCACAUAAAGGUAUUGCGUGUGGUCACCUCUGCCAACGUAUGUUUGGAUGUGUUUAUCACAAACCUUGGAAGUUCAAUUGCAUAUAACUGUUGCAAUCAUCAUUUUGCAACGGAACUGAAUACGAUCUAAUUAUUUCAAAAUACUUUGCUUUAUGUACAUAUGGGAUGCCAGAAUUUUUUUCCUAAUCAAACUUCCUAAUUUCAUUGAAUUCGUAUACACUUCUUUACUUAUAAGAAACUGUAACCAGCAUUUCUAUAUGAUUCGACUCAUAUAAUGAUAAGAGAGAAAACUACCGAAUCCAUUCAUUUCCACGUGUAAUUGUAUAUUCCAACAAUUUCUGUAGUAAAUUUAUGGUUCAACUACAGAUGAAAGGUAAAGUAAUUCGUUAUCACGAUUUAGGAAUUGAAUUCUGUAGAAGUAUCAUUUAUUACUUUUAUCUGAGCUUAUCAAGCAACGUGAUAAUUUUAAUGCUGAGCGACAUAGCAACACAUACUCUCUUCCGAUAUGAUAUAUAAUAUGUUACAUACCACACGAGUAUCUUUAGCUCACUGUUUACAUCGUUCGAUUCCAUUUCAAUUCCAAGGUUGAAAGUUCGGUCGAGUAUUUUUUCAGAAUGAAAUUUUCUACUAGUUUUUACUCAAUCUCCGACUGGGGGGAAAAAAUGGAUAGUUUUUUUUUACAUAAAUGUUACAUACGUGUUUUAAUUACAUAUACAUAACUCAUACAAUAUUUAUAACCCAGCACAUGAAGGUUUCAAUUUACCGCUGUGACGGUCGUGCAUCUUGUAUUUCUUAGAAUUGACAAAAUCACAACAGAUCUGACUGGCAGUUCAGAGCCAAGCAAAGAAUAUUAAUAGGGGGAUUUUUUGUUCACAAUUAAUUAUUUAAAUAUGUCGCAAAUACUCUUUGUGUGCACAGUGUUGGUAUUAUAAAUAACUUAGUGCCAUUACCAAUUGGAUACUUUGAAAUCUGCUUUUUUUAAUAUUGAUAACUUGUCGUACAGAUGUUAUCCACAAACCACUAAAUUAUCAACAAUAUCAUUCAAUCUAUGUAUCACAUCUCAGUUGAUGUCUCAUGAAGGUCCAUUUAAUCCUUCCUUUCUUCUGCAAUGUUAACAUUGCAAAUAUUUUAAAGAAAUUUAAUACUACAGCCUUUGCAUAAGAGCUUAAUUAAGAUAAGGAAGUCGUGGUAUUACAUCUAACCCUUUUUACAAUUAUUAUUUUCUUAAUUUGCGUGCUGGAAUUCGAUGUCACACUAUAUGUCGUUGGGAAAUAUUUGAUUAUAUUAUUUGCUCAGAAUUUUAUUGUCAAAUUCAUG
This is a messenger RNA of Diprion similis, 4381 nucleotides long. Its product is annotated as dihydrolipoyllysine-residue acetyltransferase component of pyruvate dehydrogenase complex-like. The coding region runs from base 374 to 2197 and encodes 607 amino acids. Gene Ontology annotation, molecular function: acyltransferase activity. Gene Ontology annotation, biological process: pyruvate decarboxylation to acetyl-CoA. Gene Ontology annotation, cellular component: pyruvate dehydrogenase complex; mitochondrion. The record is from RefSeq and is a predicted model, not a curated record. The transcript has 12 exons. Lineage: Eukaryota; Metazoa; Arthropoda; Insecta; Hymenoptera; Diprionidae.